Messenger RNA from Neodiprion fabricii, 1542 nucleotides. Its product is annotated as transcription factor Adf-1-like. Lineage: Eukaryota; Metazoa; Arthropoda; Insecta; Hymenoptera; Diprionidae. The transcript has 4 exons. The record is from RefSeq and is a predicted model, not a curated record. Gene Ontology annotation, biological process: regulation of transcription by RNA polymerase II. The coding region runs from base 149 to 1210 and encodes 353 amino acids. Gene Ontology annotation, cellular component: nucleus; transcription regulator complex.
UAUGGAUUUUCAAUCUACAUAAAAAUCCAUAAGCCAUAUUCCAUGGCAUAACAAACACAGCAGCGUGCGUGAUUGUACCACUGUUGAUUACCUGCAACUCAAAAGAAUAGGAUAUACAUUUUAACAGACAGAUCUUGCCGUUAUAGACAUGGACAACGAUCAUACGGAUUACUGUCGACGAAGCAAUAAUUCAAGGAAUUUCGAAGACUGUGGAAUGCAAGAAAAUUUGGAUUCUCAAGUGGUACUGCAAAAUCAAGAAGAGCGAGGUUUUGAUGAAAUCUUGAUAGAUGCGGUUAAAAGCUAUCCGCAUCUGUACGAUACAAGCUGCAAAGACUACCGCGAUGCCAUUAAAAAAGAGAACUCCUGGGUGGAGAUAGCCGGAGUUUUGAAUGCGACUCCUCAAAUUUGCUCCACUCGUUGGACUCGAUUAAGGGAAUCUUACUCGAAAGAAAAAAAAAAAAAAAAUACUGAGAAUAAGAGCGGAAGUGGAGCGGCUCAACGGCGAGGAUUCGUACACUUCGAAGCCAUGCGAUUUAUAGAUAAAUUCGUAAAAACUCGAUCAUCGGUCAGCAAUGUCAAGAUGACACAACCAUUCAGUUCAACUCAUCAGCAAAGCGAGAGUCGAAAUCAGGCAAUCUCAAAAUGGGUGCAGCAGCAAGGCGAUUUCACUUCGGAAAUCCACAGCAGUUCAUCGCAACAAGAUAUCAUCAAUGUAUCGGAAUCAACAAAUCGACCGACUCCAUGCACGACACCCGAAGUGAUGAAUUUUGAGGAAGCGUCAUCAUCAUCGUCUUUUUCAACAGAUUUCACUGUAAACGAGUUUGAAAAUCGAUCAGCGUCCACGUCGAAUGAAUCAUCAUAUCAGUCUCCACUAGCGUCACCCACAAUACAUGAAACUCCCAACACUUUCAAGAAACCACCAUCAUAUACGAAGGGCAGAUUUAAUCCAUAUAUAACGAUAAAAAAAGACUUUAAAAAAAAAGAAGCAGAGAAUGAUGGAUUUGAAGCAUCUUUCAUUAAUUUUAAUAAGGUAGUUACAGCGCAUUUGGUAAAUAAGAAAAAACCUGAACAAACAUGUAACGAUCACGACCAUUCUUUCGGCAAUUUAAUUGUGACAGAAUUGAAUAGAAUGAAGGAGGAUGAAAAAAUCAAUAAAAAACGAGAAAUCCUGAAAAUUUUAUGGCAGAAUAGUAGCCCCAAAAAAGAUUAGAUAGUUUUUCUCCAAUAUAUUUUUUUGCUAUGGAGAAAGAACUUUUGGAUGAGUUUGUCUACAAAGUGGUCAGGUGGAAUUAAACGUUGUUUAAUUGGCUGUGUGAGUGACUAUUAGAUUAUAAAAACAUUAAAAACUGAAAAUUAUCAUGUCUAGUCAAAGGCAUUAUCAUGUUAAGUCAUAUCAUAUAAAUAUAAUAUUUUUCUUCAUUAAUUCAUUAUCAUAUAAAGGCGAGACCUGUUGAAAAUUUCUCAUUACGAUAAUUUCUACAUAUGUAUAAGAGAUUCUAUUCUUAAUUUUAUAUUUUUAUUCAAGUCAGUUAACCACCAAAC